AUGGCCGAACACCAUCACCACCAUCAUCAUCAUCAUGAUUAUGCGCAGGCAAAUGCCGAUCAUUUUAGUGAAAAAUCACGUGAUUACACCACUGAAUUUUCCACCGAAAUAGGCAAACGAUGUGCAUCAGCUAUUUUGAAAAGUUAUCCGUUCGAUCCAAGUCAAACUGAAGUUUUGGAUUUUGCUUGUGGUCCUGGUCUUGUCUCAUUCCAACUUUUACCACAUGCGAAGAAAAUUAUUGGUGCUGAUUUAGCAUCGGGAAUGGUCGAUGUUUUCAAUGAAAAUGCCAAACAACAAGGCUUUUCACCCGACAAGUUACAAUGUAUUCAAACGGAUAUUUUAAAAGACGACAGUAAAGAGCUCGAUGGUGUACUUUUCGAUGUGAUUAUUUGUACGCAAGCGUAUCACCAUUUUCCCGAUACAACUCAAGUGACUCGUAUGCUUGCUAAACGAUUGAAACCAAAAGGGCGUCUCAUCAUCGUUGACUUCAUUCAAGACAAAGACAUAGAACAAUUUUUCGGACGUCUACACGAUAGUAACCAUGCGCAUAUCGUCGCUCACAAACGUGGAUUCGCCUCCGACGAAAUCAUUAAUAUGUUCAAAGCAGUGGACUUGCAAAAUCCUAAAUUUGAGACUGCAUUUCAAAUGUCUAAAUCGGAAAUGAAAAGUUAUCCAGGGCACGAAGUAUUCGGCAAAAUCAUGCAAGGUGAUGAGGACUUCAUAUUCAAAUAUUUUGUUGCAUAUGCAGACAGAGCUUAA
Molecule: messenger RNA, 759 nt
Organism: Adineta ricciae
Lineage: Eukaryota; Metazoa; Rotifera; Eurotatoria; Adinetida; Adinetidae
Source: the annotation of a GenBank genome assembly